AUGGCCAUCAGGCUUCCCCCCCGGCUGCUGGCCGGCAGACUGGCCCGCCGGGCCUUUGCCUCGGCGGCGGCCAAGCACAGCGGACCCGGACCCGGACCCGGACCCGGAGCAAGACCGCUGCCGAACCCCGACCCCGGGCCCGAGUCGCCGUCGGCGGCCAUGGUGGCCGACCACGCGGCGUACAUGGUGGCGACGUACGCGCGCCCGCCGCCCGUGUUUGUCCGCGGCGAGGGCUCGUGGCUGUGGGAUCUCGAGAACCGCAAGUACCUCGACUUCACGGCCGGCAUCGCCGUGACGGCCCUGGGCCACGGGGACCGCGAGCUCACGGCCCUGAUGGCCGAGCAGGCGCGCACGCUGGUGCACGCGUCCAACCUGUACCACAACCCGUGGACGGGCGCCCUGGCCAAGCUGCUGGUGGAGGCGACCCGCGCGGCGGGCGGCAUGCACGACGCGGCCGCCGUCUUCGUGUGCAACUCGGGCGCCGAGGCCAACGAGGCCGCCAUCAAGUUCGCCCGCAAGGUCGGCCGCGCGCUCGACCCGGCCGGCGGCAAGACCGAGGUCGUGUCGUUCGCCGGCGCCUUCCACGGCCGCACCAUGGGCAGCCUGUCGGCCACCCACAACCCGCGCUACCAGGCGCCCUUUGCGCCCCUGGUCCCCGGCUUCCGCGAGGGCGCCUUCAACGACGUCGCCGGCCUGCGGGACCUCGUCACCCCGGCCACCUGCGGCGUGCUGGUCGAGCCGGUCCAGGGCGAGGGGGGCGUCGUGCCCGCCACCCCCGAGUUCCUGGCCGCCCUGGCCCGGCGCUGCCGCGACGUCGGCGCCGUCCUCGUCCACGACGAGAUCCAGUGCGGCCUGGCCCGCACCGGCGCGCUGUGGGCGCACGCCCGCCUGCCCCCCGACGCGCACCCGGACGUCGUCACCAGCGCAAAGGCCCUCGGCAACGGCUUCCCCGUCGGCGCCGCCAUCGUCAACCGCCGCGUCGCCGACGCCGUCCGCGUCGGCGACCACGGCACCACCUUUGGCGGCAACCCGCUCGCCUGCCGCCUGGCCCACCACCUCGUCUCCCGCCUGGCCGACCCGGCGCUGCAGCGCGACGUGCUCCGCAAGGAGGGCCUGUUCCGCCGGGGCUUCGCCGACCUGCGCGCCCGCUUCCCCGCCCUCGUGGCCGACGUCCGCGGCCGCGGCCUCCUCCUCGGCCUGCAGCUGACCGAGGACCCGGGCGCCGUCGUCACCGCCGCCCGCGAGAGGGGGCUCCUCGUCAUCACCGCCGGCACCAACACCUUGCGCUUCGUGCCCAGCUUGCUGGUCAGCGACGACGAGAUCCAGCUGGGGCUGGAUAUCCUGGGAGACGCCAUCGCCUCGACUCGCUAG
Molecule: messenger RNA, 1371 nt
Organism: Ustilaginoidea virens
Lineage: Eukaryota; Fungi; Ascomycota; Sordariomycetes; Hypocreales; Clavicipitaceae
Exons: 2
Coding region: 1-1371 (456 amino acids)
Biological process (GO): arginine metabolic process
Cellular component (GO): mitochondrial matrix
Molecular function (GO): pyridoxal phosphate binding; transaminase activity; identical protein binding
Source: RefSeq, a predicted model, not a curated record